ACACGGCCUUCCGCUCUAAUGCUAAACCCGCUCCUCUACUUCCGGUGUGUUAGCGUUCUGCGUUCGUCAAUAGUCACUGAAGCCGACAAUAUGGCAGUGUUUUUCACCCGGUCACUUCAGGACUUACCUAGGAUGAAUUUGAACGACGUGAGUCGUAUCAUAGCUCUUAACUCUUCAACAUCGGCGGCGAUGAAGAACAAGGGUUUCAAACUGUAUGUGACGAACUACAUAAACUACGAAACGAUUUCAGACACCCCUAUUGUGGACCGUACCAUUUUUAACCACCGUGGCGCUAGAAGCAACUGAGAUAGAGAACGACUUCAACUUCACAAGAUGUACAAAACGAAAAUACCUGCAAAAAAGAGAGUACGGGUUCCCACCCAGAAAAUGAAGGAACUGCAGAACUCCCCGCCCACCAAUGAGCAACCUGGGUGUUUUGCAUUCGUCAGAUGGGAGGAUGGUUAUACUGGCAAAGUCUUUACAGGAUCUGACAUUUUGGCAAGAGAUGAGGCUCCUGUGCAGCUGCAAGAUCUUAGAUCAGGAGAUCCUGUUUUAGCAAAGUGGUCAGAUGGUAAAUUUUAUAGGGCCAUUGUUGAAUAUAUUUCAAGGGAAGACCAGGCUAAUCCGCCAAAAGGCCGCACAACUCCACAGGGCUUUUUAAGUUUGUUAAAAGGCGAUGAGCCAUCAGACUCAACGUCAGGGUCUGAUACCAUUAUAGUGGAUAGGAGCCAACUGUCUGAGCAUGGCGAGGAAAUCCCAGCGUUGAAUCCAUCAUCUGACGGGGGACAUGCAACAGGCUGCAACACCGCUGGCCCACCACCUUAUGGCUCUACAAAAGGGGGCACCAUUGUUCCAUCGCCCUACGGAGGCAAUACCGUCAGCCCAUCACCGUAUGACCUCAACAACUCUGGUCCACCUCCCUACGGAAGCAAUACACCCAACCCAUCACCGUAUGGCUUCAACACCUCUGGUCCACCUCCUUACGGAAGCAAUACACCCAACCCAUCACCGUAUGGCCUCAACAUCUCUGGUCCACCUCCCUACGGAAGCGAUACACCCAACCCAUCACCGUCUGGCCUCAACACCUCUGGUCCACCUCCUUACGGAAGCAAUACACCCAGCCCAUCACCGUAUGGCCUCAACACCUCUGGUCCACCUCCUUACGGAAGCAAUACACCCAGCCCAUCACCGUAUGGCCUCAACACCUCUGGUCCACCUCCCUACGGAAGCAAUGCACCCAGCCCAUCACCGUCUGACCUCAACACCUCUGGUCCUUCACCCGACAGAGGCCAUGCAGCUCACCUGGCACCAAACAGGAGAGAUGCAUGCAACUCCUCUGACGAGGGCAACAUCCCUGGACAGCAGGAAGAAAAUGCAUGGACACCAUGUGAUAGAUGCAAGGGGGAGGUUGAAAAAAUCCUUCAUGAAAAAAGAAGAAUCAAUGAAGUUAUCUCAAGAAUAGAUCCAGGCCAGGUCAGAGAGCUUCAGACACUACUGGAGCUCAUUGGAGAGAGGCAUCAUGACGGCGCAACAUCUACAUUAGGCCAGCAGGAGCUCUUUCCUGGGAGCGGCAUAUUAAUAUCCUCAUUCCGCCUUGCUGCCUUGCAUCAAGCAUCCAAACCAAACAGCAUGCGUCUCUUUCAUGCACUUUUUGACCAUUUCUUCACUUUGGAGGAAUGUAAAAAUGCAGUCCCCUUUGGCCGACCCGGCAACAACCCCUCAGGAAGAGGAAAACGGGUCCUUGACCGCAAAAAGGUUGACGGAAUCCUAACUUAUGUCCUGAGAUGUGGCACUCUGCCUGGUUGGGAUGAAAUCGAGGAGGCCAAGCUCAAGAAAGCCUUUGUCAACAAAUGUAGGGCCAGAGCAAAUUCUAAGGCUUAGGCCACUGCUGUAGUCUACAGUAUGUGGAGUGUUCUUUCUCACCAUUGUUAAGUUUAGGUUUUGUAGUACGGAGUGUGUUCUUUUUCAUGGACCAGAGGUGUUAAGACCGUACCAAGUUGAGGUUUUGUAGUACAGGUGCUGGUCAUAUAAUUAGAAUAUUGGGGAAAAGUUAUUUUAAUUUCAGUAAUUUUAUUUCAGUGAUUUAAACUCGUAAAUGUGAGACUUGUACAUUAUAUAGAUUCCUUAGACAGGAAGUGAAAUAUUUAUAGCCAUCAUUCAUGUUAAUUUGGAUGAUUAUGGCUUAUAGCUAACAAAAACCCCAAAUUCAGUCAGAAAUUUUCUGACACUUGAUUUGGGGAUUUCUUUAGAUAUAAGCCAUAAUCAUCAAAAUUAUCAUGAAUAAUGGCUAGAAAUAUAUCACUUACUGUCUAAUGAAUCUAUAAUUUUCCAGUUUCCAGUUUUACAUUGAAUAACUGGAAUUAAAAAAAACUUUUCCACAAUAUUCUAAUUACAUGACCAGCACCAGUAUGUGUGUUACUGGUACUGUGUUUCCUUUUCACAUGGUUUCAUGUGUUUGAGCCAAACCCAAGUGUGAUUAUUCCACAUACCUCAGCAGAGCUGGUCAGUUUUCAUUGUUUAUCAUCUGGAAGUGGUAAUUUUGUCUAUAUGCCGGAUUGCUUUAUACAAUGCACCAGUUCACAUGGUGUUUGUUCCAAUUGUGUAAAUGUAUCUGUUUUACUGAACAGAAUAGUUCACCAGAAAUUGUCACCAUCUACUCCCCCCUCCCCCUUUCUGAGUAGAAGUCUUAGGUUUUGAGGAUUAAAAAAAAAAAAAAAAAAACAGUAAGGGGGUGAGUAAAUGAUGACUGACACUUUUGGUUUUGUAUUUAUUUAUUUAUUUAUAUAUAUCAAAUAUGUAUGGUGUACUGAUAUAGAAUUGUACUGUAA
This is a messenger RNA of Alosa sapidissima (American shad), 2828 nucleotides long. Its product is annotated as protein transport protein SEC31-like. The transcript is spliced from 7 exons. Lineage: Eukaryota; Metazoa; Chordata; Actinopteri; Clupeiformes; Clupeidae. Bases 334 to 1881 code for a protein of 515 amino acids. The record is from RefSeq and is a predicted model, not a curated record. Gene Ontology annotation, molecular function: DNA binding.